AUGUCUUGGAGAAGUGAUAUUCGUGUUAUUAUUGGUUUAGAUUUUGGUACCACUUUCUCAGGAUUCGCUUACUGUCACAUAUCAGACGCUAACGAUAUCUGUACAAAUGAUAAGUGGCCUGGGGAAGCUGGUCAAUUGAAGACAAAUACAGUACUCCAAUAUGACUCUAGCUUUACAAAUGUUGAACAAUGGGGAAAUCCAGCAUUAUCUAAACGACCAAAUCGAAGGAAUAAAAAAGAUUCGAAACCUAUUGAAUUGUUUAAAUUACAUCUGGGCAAUUUACAGGAACAUCUUAGACCUAAACUUCCGGUUAAUUAUAAGAAAGCGAUCACGGACUACCUUCGUGAAUUUGGAAAGCUAAUCAAUGUAACGAUUAAUGAACGAUGGAAUGGUAUUAACUUUACCGAAAAUGUUCUUUUAGUUUUCACCGUUCCCGCUGAAUAUACGGAAAAAGACAAGGCUAUAAUGAGAGAAUGCGCAUUUAAUGCUCAAUUAAUUGGAGAUAAAAGUUCGCAAAAACUACAAUUUACUACCGAACCCGAAGCAGCAGCGCUUUAUUGUAUGGAAAAUAAAUUAAAGGAAUAUGAUUUGUUAACUACAGGAACGACUUUUAUGAUCGUUGACUGCGGCGGAGGGACGGUCGAUUUAACCACUCGCAAGCUAAUUGGAACUAAAGAAUUGGGCGAAAUCACCGAACGUAUUGGAGAUUUUUGCGGAAGCACAUUUAUUGAUACAGAAUUUGUUGAAUUUUUACGGGGAAAACUCGGAAGUCAUGCCAUAAAAUUAUUAAAGGAAAAUAAUUAUGGUCAAUAUCAAUAUAUUGUUCAAGAAUUUUGUCGACGUGUAAAAAAACCUUUCACGGGAGAGGAUACAGGAUUUCUUUAUGAAUUAGAUAUUGAAGAAGUUGCUCCAGUUUUAUUACAGUAUGUUAAUAAAGAAAUCAAAGGUCUUAUGGAAGAUAAUGAAUGGUUGAUCGAUAUCAAAUAUAACGACGUAAAAAAAAUGUUCGAUCCUGUUAUUGAUAGAAUUAUUCGUAUGAUACAUAUACAACUUUUAAAUAAUCAAGAAACGUGUUCAGCAAUGUUUUUAGUUGGAGGCUUUAGUGAAUCAAAAUAUUUACAAAAAAGAAUCAGGCAAGAAUUUCAACAUAGAGUAAAAACGAUUUCAGUUCCUAACCAACCCAUAGCAGCAAUUGUUCGUGGAGCAACUAUAUACGGAUUAAGUUUAAAAAAUUCUUCUAAUACAGACAAAAUGAAUAAUCUCAAGUUCGUCGUGAUUUCUACUCGUAAAUUGAAAUUUACAUAUGGUGUAAAAGUUUUUCCAAUGUGGCAAGAAGGAAAUCCACCUCACCGUAAAGAAGAAGAUGGACGUAUCGCUAUUUUUAGCCAAAUUGUAAAAAGAGGAACCGAAGUAAAGGUCAACCAAGAAUUUGGUUCAUGUUUUGUUCCGGUUGAUCCAAAUCAAACGGGAAUAAUAUUUCAAUUAUAUUAUACAACCGAAUAUGAUGCAACAUAUUGUGAUGAUCCUGGAAUGGAAUUAUUAGGAACACUUAGUAUUGACCUUCCCGAUAUUCAUUUAGCUUGUGCUAGACCGGUUAACUUUGGAUUUUCUUUUGGACAGAUGGAGAUUACAGCAUUCGCAAAGAAUAAACUUAAUGGACAAAACUUCCAAACAAAGUUCGAUUUAUCAACGGAUCCUUGA
This is a messenger RNA of Funneliformis mosseae, 1701 nucleotides long. The record is from the annotation of a GenBank genome assembly. NCBI's taxonomy places the organism in Eukaryota, Fungi, Glomeromycota, Glomeromycetes, Glomerales, Glomeraceae.